Molecule: messenger RNA, 582 nt
Organism: Melitaea cinxia (Glanville fritillary)
Lineage: Eukaryota; Metazoa; Arthropoda; Insecta; Lepidoptera; Nymphalidae
Exons: 3
Coding region: 42-278 (78 amino acids)
Source: RefSeq, a predicted model, not a curated record
ACAUUCAAACUCAAGCUAGGCAUCAGUGGUUAUAAUAAAUAAUGUUCUCCCAAAAAGUGUUAGUUUUUGCAGUGCUAAUCGUGUUGGUGUCGAUGGUGGCAGCAAAUCCAUUGCAGCGCGAUUGGGCCAAUAUAAUGGUUCUACAGGAGUUCUGCGUUUUACAAGGCGGCGUGUGCCUUCCUGUUGAUGACUGCGAGCCUCAGAACCUCGUCCGAACGCAAUUGAGGGGCCUCCUAUGUAGCAAGCAGAGUGGACUUGAAUGCUGUUAUCAAUCUUGACGUCGAGGAUCUGCCUAAAUUUCCGCCUUAAUUUAAGAAGAUUUAUUUAAGUAACUUUAAUGUAAUAUUAUAAGAUAAAAAUGUCGCGAUAAGAUGAUAUAUUUUUAUCAUUAUAUAAAUAUAUAUAUACUUAAGUAAUAGUUAAGUUUUAUAAAAAUGUUAUACUAUUAGCUGUUUUGUUUUCUUUACGUUUUUACUAUUCAGUACUUAAUUUCAAUAGCUUUUGUUUGACUAGCUUCAUAAUCUUUUAUUUAAGAAGUUAUUCAGCGAAACUCAUCCGGUCAUUAUAUCAUGAACGAAAUAA